Kogia breviceps (pygmy sperm whale) is the source of this 3047-nucleotide messenger RNA. Lineage: Eukaryota; Metazoa; Chordata; Mammalia; Artiodactyla; Physeteridae. The record is from RefSeq and is a predicted model, not a curated record.
CCAGCUCCCCUUCCUGCAUGGGGCAAUCAGGAAUGCCUUCAAGAGAAAAAUGGCAUUUGUUCUGGGUCUUGACAGGUGACAUUCCCAUCACCCCACAUCCUCAACUCUGACAACAGCUUCUGAGACCUGAAUUACAGACCAUCAUUUUAAUCGGACAAACCACAACUGAAACAAGCUUCUCUUUGGUGUCACGAUGGCCGCCCAAGGCAGGGGAACUUCAGGCCUCAUCCCCAGGGGUGCUGUUCUCCGGAGGCAGGAGGGGCGCUUGACCGUGAAACAGGAGCCAGAGAGCCAGAGCUGGGGACAGGGCUGCAGUCUCCAAAAGAAUCACCCUCCUGUCUGUGAAAUUUUCCGGCUGCACUUCAGGCAGUUAUGUUAUCACGAGAUGUCUGGGCCGCAGGAGGCACUGAGCCGGCUCCGGGAGCUCUGCCGCUGGUGGCUGAUGCCAGAGGUGCACACCAAGGAGCAGAUCCUGGAGCUGCUGGUCCUGGAGCAGUUCCUGAGCAUCCUGCCAGGGGAACUGCAGACCUGGGUGCAGCUGCAUCACCCUGAGAGUGGUGAGGAGGCUGUGGCUGUGGUGGAGGAUUUCCAGAGACACGUUAGUGGACCAGGAGAGGUUUCACCUCCGGCACAGGAACAGGAAAUGCAUUCAGAGGAGAUGACAGCCUUGGGUGCAACAGAGGAAUCUCCUCCUACCUCACUUCUCAGUGAGGGUUCGGCACCCAGAGCCCACCUGGAGCCUCCUGGUGACCCUGGGGCACACCAGCACCUCCCCAUUGGGCACUCUGCUCAGCAUGCUUCCUCGGUGCCUGCCCUUCCCCAAGUGGGGAACAUAGGAGACCAAGCAGCGGCAACUGUGCUCCAGAUGGUCAGGCCCCAGGAGGCUGCAGAGUUCGAGUUCCUGUCUGUGGACUAUACUCAGAAGAAGUGGAAAGGUCCGGCACUCAGUCAGAAAGCAGCCCUGUACCGGAAUAUCAUGCCAGAAAAUUGCUGCAGCCUAGCUUCAUUGGGUGAGAACAGGAUGGAGAGUUCAGAGUUGCCUCCAAAGCAGAAAAUUUCUGAAGAAUCGGAGUCAUCUGAUAGGACCUCAGGAAUACUCUAUGGAGUGAUUCCUGGAGGACCAGAAGCUGGAGAUGCCUGUGAAGAGGCUUUAGAGAAGCUAGAAGUUCAACCCUCAGGUGAACAAGGGAGCAGACUGAAGAGUGAUUUCUUGGAAUUAACACAAGAGGAUAAAAAUAAAUGCACAGAAGAUGAAUGUGAUGAAUAUAAGGAACUUGAGGAACAUCCAGAUCUGUCCUCAAGUCCUGCAGAACAUCAGGGAAUUAUGAAGGGACAGAAAUUCUAUCACUGUGAUGAAUGUGGCAAAGCUUUUAAUCGGAGUUCUCACCUCAUUGGGCAUCAGAGAAUCCACACUGGAGAGAAACCGUAUGAGUGCAAUGAGUGUGGCAAGACCUUCAGGCAGACCUCUCAGCUUAUAGUACAUCUCAGAAUCCACACAGGGGAGAAGCCCUAUGAAUGCAGUGAUUGCAGAAAGACCUAUCGCCACAGCUCCCAUCUCGUUCAACACCAGAGACUCCAUAAUGGGGAGAAAUCAUAUAAAUGUAACGAAUGUGCAAAAGCUUUCACUCAGAGUUCCCAACUCAUUGACCACCAGAGAACCCAUACCGGGGAGAAACCCUAUGAAUGCAAUGAGUGUGGGGAGGCCUUCAUUCAGAACAAAAGCCUAGUCCGCCAUCAGGUACUUCACAGUGGUGAGAAACCUUACAAGUGUAAUGAGUGUGGGAAAGCUUUCUGUUCCAACAGAAAUCUUAUUGACCAUCAGAGAAUCCACACUGGGGAGAAGCCUUACGAGUGUAAUGAAUGUGGCAAGGCCUUCAGUCGAAGUAAAUGUCUUAUUCGACAUAAGAGCCUCCACACUGGGGAAAAACCAUUCAAAUGCAGUGAGUGUGGGAAAGCCUUCAAUCAGAACUCUCAACUUGUUGACCAUGAGCGAAUUCAUACUGGAGAAAAACCUUUUGAAUGUAAUGAGUGUGGUAAGGCAUUCAGUCUGAGUAAAUGUCUCAUUCGACAUCAGAGACUUCACACGGGUGAAAAGCCCUAUAAAUGCAAAGAGUGUGGAAAAUCCUUCAAUCAAAACUCACAUCUUAUUAUACACCAGAGAAUUCACACUGGUGAGAAACCUUAUGAAUGUAAUGAAUGUGGGAAGGUCUUCAGUUACAGCUCCAGUCUUAUGGUACAUCAGAGAACUCAUACUGGGGAGAAACCCUAUAAGUGCAAAGAUUGUGAGAAGGCUUUUAGUGACAGCUCACAGCUCAUUGUGCAUCAGAGAGUUCACACUGGAGAGAAACCCUAUGAGUGUAUUGAGUGUGGGAAAGCCUUCAGUCAGCGUUCUACUUUCAAUCACCACCAGCGAACUCACACAGGAGAAAAGCACUCAGGUCUGGCUCGGUCUGUUUUUUAAGACAUGAUUCUCUAAGACAGCAAGGAACUCUGAGUUAAGGUUUCUAUAUAAGAAGUAUGCUCACCCUGGUCUCCUCUUGGAACCACUAAUCAAAGUGGAUCAUUCCCUAAACUCUGGUGGUCACAAAGGUGGGAGAGUGGGAGUAACAGUAUGGUCCUUCCCCACUAAGGACUACACAUUUCAUGUGCUUGUAGAUUUCUUUCCUUCUUUCUUUUUUUUUCAUCUGUUUAAAAUCUAUCUCAUUUCUUACUUAGGCGUCCCAAAAUCAGACUGUGUACUUCCCAAAGACAGCGGUAUUUCCUUAUUCUGUUCCACUUCCUCCAUUUUACCAUUUAUAUAAAGUCAUUCUCCAAGGUACUGAUUCAUUGUUUCCUUCUCUUGGCUGUGGCCCUCUUUAUCUACUUUUUUUUUUUUAACAUCUUUAUUGGAGUAAAAUUUCUUUACAAUAGUGUGUUAGUUUCUGCUUUAUAACAAAGUGAAUCAGUUAUACAUAUACAUAUGUCCCCAUAUCUCUUCCUUCUUGCGUCUCCCUCCCUCCCACCCUCCCUAUCCCACCCCUCUAGGUGGUCACAAAGCACCAAACUGA